AUGGGAACAUCUAAAGGAGGCCAUGCGCAACCAGUUUUACCCUCAGUCAUUGCAACUCCAAAUGGAGUCGGAGUUUAUUCAUUUGAAACAGAGGAAUAUGACAGUCUUGGAAUACGCGUGAAAUUCAAUGAACUUGCUCGAUUCGCUCCAGACUUGGUUUCCACUGAUCGUCAACGGAUGAAUCGUUUCGAAGGAGGUCUAAACGUUGACCUUCAGGAGAAACUAGCAGCACAUAUGAGCAAAUCCUAUCAGGAAUUAUAUGAUAGGGCCAUCAAUGUCGAACGCAAGACGAAACUUAGAAAGGAAGUGUUUGAAAAUGGUAAGAGGAAAGGAAAACCUCAAGAAGGCCAAUCAAGCAACAGUUUCAACAAGAAGUUGAAUACUGGUCACAUGGAGGAAAAUCGUAAUCAAAGACAAGUUCCUCGGUGCAACAAGUGUAACAAGCAAGGCCAUUGGGCAAGGGAUUGUCGUAAAGGCACCGACCAAUGUUAUCGAUGUGGUAAACAAGGCCAUAUAGUGAAAGAUUGUCCUGUUCAAGAACAACGAGGCCACAACGUGAACAACCAUGGCUUCACAAGGAAUCAAGGGAAUGGACAGAACUCCACUUAUAGCGGCAAUGCGAACAACAAUCGUAAUCCUCCGAGAGGACCUCCACAAGCUGGGAGAGUUUUCAUGAUGCAAAGAGAAGAAGCUGAAGCUGAUGAUACCGUCAUCACUGCUUCACAUUCAUUUAUAUCUACUGCAUUUUCUAGAACUUUGAAUGCAAAACCAUGCCCUAAAUUCUCUGCCAUGUCAGUUUCCAUCCCAAAUGGUGAAUCUAUCUCAUGUGAUGUCAUGUAUAGAAACUGCCCUAUCCUUAUAGGAGGCUAUGAGUUCCUAGUUGACCUAGUUCAAUUUGAAUUAACCGACUUUGAUGUGAUAUUGGGAAUGGAUUGGUUAUCCAAGUACCAAGCCGACAUUAAUUGCCUUAACCAUGAGAUAACCCUUAGAAGACCUGAUGGGUGCAAGGUUUCUUAUCGAAGAAGAAAAGCCAAAUCCCGUAUUAUCUCAACCUCAAAAGUAUUCAAACUACUUGCGAAGGUUGUUACGGAUACCUUUGCAAUGUAA
Messenger RNA from Beta vulgaris subsp. vulgaris (sugar beet), 1107 nucleotides. RefSeq lists its product as uncharacterized. The transcript has 2 exons. The coding region runs from base 1 to 1107 and encodes 368 amino acids. Gene Ontology annotation, molecular function: zinc ion binding; nucleic acid binding. Lineage: Eukaryota; Viridiplantae; Streptophyta; Magnoliopsida; Caryophyllales; Amaranthaceae. The record is from RefSeq and is a predicted model, not a curated record.